Molecule: messenger RNA, 1236 nt
Organism: Penicilliopsis zonata CBS 506.65
Lineage: Eukaryota; Fungi; Ascomycota; Eurotiomycetes; Eurotiales; Aspergillaceae
Exons: 4
Coding region: 1-1236 (411 amino acids)
Biological process (GO): epoxide metabolic process
Molecular function (GO): epoxide hydrolase activity
Source: RefSeq, a predicted model, not a curated record
AUGGCAGCCUUCAAGCCGUUCCAAAUCUCGGUUUCCGAGUCUCAGUUAAAGUUGUUGAAGAGGAAGCUUGACGAGGCUACGUUUCCGGAUGAGCUGGACCACGCGGGCUGGGACAUGGGAGUGCCUCUGGACGAGAUGAAACGGCUAGUGAAAGUCUGGCGAGAAGACUUUGACUGGCGCGACCAGGAGAGGAAGCUGAAUGAACAGCUCGCACAAUUUACCACCAGCGUACCUGUGUCAGGAUUCGGCGAGCUCGAUCUUCAUUUCGUGCACGAGAAGAGUCCCACACCGGGCGCGAUUCCUCUGCUGUUCAUCCACGGCUGGCCAGGAAGCUUUCUCGAGGCCAAGAAGUUGGUGCCGCUGCUUACGCGUGCCCAGAAUGAGAACCAGCCUGCCUUCCAUGUCGUGGCGCCUUCACUGCCUAACUACGGGUUCUCCGAGGGUGUGAUAAAGAGGGGGUUCGGUUUGGCUCAAUAUGCCGAAGCAUUGGAUAGUUUGAUGACCUCUCUUGGAUAUGAAGAAUACGUCACUCAAGGCGGCGACUGGGGCAGCAUGCUGUCUCGGGUCUUAGCCAAGCACUACCCCGAACAUGUCAAAGCAAUUCACCUGAACUUUGCUCCCGUUCUUCCGUGGAAUAUAAGCCCCCUGUCAUUUGUCCGCUCGCUGCUGACCAUCCCGUUCUCCGCCAAGGAGCGCGCCAAAUUGGCCACUUCCUGGUCCUUUACCGCCGAGGGAAACGGGUACAUGCGUCAGCAGGAGACCUUCCCCCAGACUCUUGGCUACGCGCUUCAGGAUAGUCCCGUGGCGUUGCUGGCUUGGAUACUGGAUAAGCUCCACGUCUGGUCGGACGUUUAUCCGUGGACGGAUGAAGAGAUCCUCACCUGGGUGAGUAUCUAUCAGUUCUCCCGGGCUGGGCCAACUGCUUCGACGAGGAUCUACUACGAGGCCCAGCAUAAUCCAGGGGACGGGAGACGGUUUGUCUCGAUUGCUGAUUCCUUCUCCAUCUGUGCCCCGAAGAGCGUCAAAAUUGCAAUCGCUGAGACCCGCAAGGAGAUCAUAGUCCUCCCUCUAGCCUGGUAUCGGAUGAUUGGCAAUCUUGCCAGGCACACCGAGUUGGGCAUCGGCGGGCAUUUCGCUGCAUGGGAGGUUCCAGAGCUUUUGGCCCAGGACCUCCAGAGUUUCUUCGGCAGGGAAGGUCAGGCCUUUGCGUCUGUGACAGCAAGAGAUGGCUAUUGA